CAGUCGUUAUGGCUACAUUGUUGCAGUAACAGACUUUCGCGCGUGGCAUUAGUAUAAAUUGCAUCAUUAUCGUCAUUCAUUCAUUCAUUUCUUGAUGACAAUGGAUAUCAAGAACAGCUUGAGUCGCCCAUUUUGAAGCUAUUGGACGCGUUCCUCUGCCCAGGCGUUGCUGACGCAUGCCAGGUCUUACAACGCCUGGAUAUGUAUUUUAUGUAUCCGCUAACUACGUCUGUUAUAGCAAUCUGUCAGUCAAUGACAGUCGAUGAUGUGGCACGCAACCAUUGGUUGAUGCAUGCAACUUCUGAGCAGGGGAACCUGACCAACAUGUGGGCAUUGCGUGCAUCAACCAAUGGUUGCAUCCAUUGCGUCAUCCACUUACCGAUUUGCUUUAACAUAUGAUGUGGUUAGCUGAUACAACGCCUGGAUAGGUAUUUUACGUAAGAUUCGGCAUGCGUUACCAGGAACGCCUGUAUGUGGAAUAUAACUUGGGCCGACCCAAUCCGUGUGCUAGUGACUGGCGCUGCUGGACAGAUCGCCUACUCUCUGCUGUACAGCAUCGCCAAGGGAGAUGUCUUCGGCAAGGACCAGCCCAUCAUCUUGGUCCUGCUGGACAUCCCUCCCAUGUUGCCAGUUCUGGAUGGGGUUGUGAUGGAGCUGCAGGACUGUGCUCUCCCACUCCUCAGGGAGGUCAUCCCCACUGACAAGGUGGAAGUGGGCUUCAAGGAUCUGGAUGCCGCCAUCUUGGUUGGCUCUAUGCCCAGGAAGGAGGGCAUGGAGAGGAAGGACCUCCUGAAGGCCAACGUGGCCAUCUUUAAGACCCAGGGUGCUGCCCUGGAGAAGUACGCCAAGAAGACCGUCAGGGUCUUGGUGGUGGGAAACCCUGCUAAUACCAACUGUCUGAUUGCCUCCAAGUCCGCCCCCUCCAUCCCCAAGGAGAACUUCUCCUGCCUGACCCGUCUAGACCACAACAGGGCCCGUUCCCAGGUGGCGAUGCGUUGCGGCGUGCCCGCCGACGCAGUCAAGAACGUCAUCAUCUGGGGCAACCACUCAUCCACCCAAUACCCCGACGUGCACCACGCCAUGGUCAACGUGCAUGGCAAGGAGGUGGAGGCGUACGGCGCCGUGAAGGACGACAGCUGGCUCAAGGGAGACUUCAUCUCUACGGUGCAGCUGCGUGGUGCUGCCGUCAUCAAGGCCAGGAAGCUGUCCAGUGCCAUGUCUGCCGCCAAGGCCAUCUGUGACCACAUGAGGGACUGGUGGUUCGGCACUCUCGAUGGUGAGUUCAUGUCUAUGGGUGUGUACGCUGGUGGAAACUCCUACGGAAUCCCCGAAGACCUCAUUUACUCAUUCCCUGUUCAUAUCAAGAACAAGUCAUGGAAUAUCCAUGACGGUCUGCCCGUCAACGACUUCUCCCGCGCCAAGAUGGACGCCACAGCCGCCGAGCUGGUGGAGGAGCGAGACACGGCCCUGUCCUUCCUGAGCCAGUGACUCGCGGUGCCACCUACUGGCACACCGCCACAACAACAGCACUUAGAAGACCCCCAGAACCCUCCUGACUCACGUCUGUGACCAAUACACCCACUCGAGUCCUGCUGCACAUUUGACGAGUGUGUGUACCUCUCUGUAUGUAUGUGUGUGUGUUUCACUCUGUUCAUCUCUUUAAGGUAACGGUUAUUAAUAAUAAACCUGUAAUAAAAAGAAAGCUAUCUAAACGUUGGCCUUUGUCAGAAGACACUGGAGGAUUGUCCUUUGGGUAGAUGAUAACGCACAAUAGCUCUACUGUACUCACACGUUAUCCAACAAUAAAAACAGGUACAACUGAUA
This is a messenger RNA of Oncorhynchus kisutch (coho salmon), 1824 nucleotides long. Its product is annotated as malate dehydrogenase, cytoplasmic. The transcript has 9 exons. Bases 472 to 1488 code for a protein of 338 amino acids. NCBI's taxonomy places the organism in Eukaryota, Metazoa, Chordata, Actinopteri, Salmoniformes, Salmonidae. Gene Ontology annotation, molecular function: L-malate dehydrogenase (NAD+) activity. The record is from RefSeq and is a predicted model, not a curated record. Gene Ontology annotation, biological process: malate metabolic process.